This is a messenger RNA of Talaromyces rugulosus, 741 nucleotides long. RefSeq lists its product as uncharacterized. NCBI's taxonomy places the organism in Eukaryota, Fungi, Ascomycota, Eurotiomycetes, Eurotiales, Trichocomaceae. The record is from RefSeq and is a predicted model, not a curated record. The transcript is spliced from 2 exons. Gene Ontology annotation, biological process: L-histidine biosynthetic process. Gene Ontology annotation, molecular function: imidazoleglycerol-phosphate dehydratase activity. The coding region runs from base 1 to 741 and encodes 246 amino acids.
AUGGCCGGCACGCUAUCUCGUCGGACAGCGUCCAUCUCGCGCAUCACCAACGAGACCAAAAUCCAAGUCUCGCUCUCUCUCGACGGCGGCGCUUUGCUUCCUUUUGGAGCAAGCGACCACUUCCCCGCGCCCGAGUCGGCCGAAGACAUCGCAGCCGCAAAGAAAGGCGUUAUCCCGGACAAGAAUGCCCCGCACUCUACUCAGUUCACGUCGACCCAGCAGAUUACGAUAAACACGGGCAUUGGGUUCCUGGACCACAUGCUGCAUGCGCUGGCGAAGCACUCGGGCUGGAGCUUGGCAAUUCGUGCCAAGGGGGACCUCUACAUCGACGACCACCACACUACAGAAGACACCUUCCUCGGCCUCGGCACCGCCUUCACACACGCCCUGGGCGCCCGCGCAUCUCUCACACGCUUCGGCCGCGGUGACGCACCGCUCGACGAAGCCUUGUCGUGGGCCGUCAUCGACCUGUCGAACCGCGCCUAUGCCGUGAUUGACUUGGGAUUCAAGCGCGAGAAGAUUGGCGAUUUGAGCACGGAGAUGAUCACGCACGGCCUCGAGAGCUUUGCGCAGGCGGCCGGCGUCACGCUGCAUGUGGGCUGUACUUAUGGCGCAAACGAUCAUCAUCGUGCUGAGAGUGCGUUCAAGGCGUUGGCCGUUGCGGUGCGGACGGCGUGUGCGCGCCGGUCUGCCGGUGAGGUGGGCGCGGGCGAUAUUGUGAGUACGAAGGGGGUUCUCUAG